Molecule: messenger RNA, 1524 nt
Organism: Penicillium canescens
Lineage: Eukaryota; Fungi; Ascomycota; Eurotiomycetes; Eurotiales; Aspergillaceae
Product: fungal specific transcription factor domain-containing protein
Exons: 3
Coding region: 1-1524 (507 amino acids)
Biological process (GO): DNA-templated transcription
Cellular component (GO): nucleus
Molecular function (GO): DNA binding; zinc ion binding
Source: RefSeq, a predicted model, not a curated record
AUGGAGUGGGUUCCAAGUACGAUUAUAUCAGAGACCAUCCGCCCGAACGGCGGCGGGGAAACCAGGCCUGUACGGAAUGUCGUCGUCAGAAGUCUCGGUGCUCCGGAGAGAGCCCUGAAUGUGCGAAUUGCAUUCGCAAGCAGCGUCGAUGUCGAUAUCCAACAACCAAAGAACCUGUUCAGUCGACGUCUCAACAGACUCAGCGGCCGUCAGAGGCUGUUCUCACUUAUCUCUCGUGAAGAACUUUUCCAGAGAGUUGGUGACUUUUUCGAGCGGAUUUAUCCGAUGACUUCAUAUGCCUUUCUUCAUGAGCCGACAAUUCGAGAGCAAAGCCAGAAUAACACCCUGGACCAGUGUCUUGCUCUAGCCAUUGUCGCAAUUGCAAAGAUAUUAUUGUCACCCAAAAGCCAGCCGUUAAAUGAGAGUGUGUCUCUCACCAAGAAAGCAGAGACGAUUAUCUUGGACCACCUGGAAAGGCCAUCUACUGUAAAACUCCAAGCCUUGAUCUUGAUUAUUCAUUAUCAUAUCCAGACCGGCCGUUUUUCGAGAGCGUAUAUGCUGACAGGUUUGGCCGCGAGAGCAGCCACUGCAUUGCGCCUCAAUUAUGAACGGCCCGAGUUAAGUUUCAUCGCCCAAGAGACUCGCCGGCGAGUUCUCUGGGCUCUAACAGCCAUCGACGGGGAUCCAGGGCAUGCAGCAACGCCGAGAUUGGCCCAUCUGGGAAAGGACUCGACCUCACCUAUCAGUUUGCUGGGUGUAUGCAUUCGACUUUCCAAAAUCCAAAAGGACAUCAUGCGCUUGACCCGACAAUUAGCUUUGUCGGAACAGCCUCUCGUACACCUGAGUGGUCUAAUUCAGGAAAUCCAGAAGGACCUAUGGCGAGUGCAGGCGGAUGUUGAACUAUCUUUUGGAUACCAAAUAACGUCUUCAACACACUUGAUCGCCAUACAGAACAACCGGUGGUUUACACGCUACCUUCAAAUAUCCAUCACCUGGCACCAGUCGCACUGCGAUCUAUACCGGCUCUUUCUCCCUGGAUACCCCGAAGCUGCCCCCAAAAUCAUUAUUGGAGCGAUGGAUAUCAGCAUUAGAGAACAUGCCGUCCGUCAAUGUCACGAGCAUGUUGAGCGUAUCAAUCAGAUACUUUCUGACCUGCAGAAUCUUCCCCCUACCUUGCUACUGCCGCACUCGAUUGCCAUUUGUGCAUACCACGCAACGCGAUUAACGCUUUUCCUUCUAUCUUCGCCUGAUGUGAACGUACCGUUGGAAAUGAGAGAUGCAAUCACAAAGGCACAUACAGCGGCAGCUGUCACCGAGACUUACUUUUCGUCUUCGCCGAGUACGAAACAAAUUGUCUUGGAUUUGCAAAGGCUUGAGCACGCAGUAAAUAUCGAGCCGGAGUCGAUAUACCGGGAGUUGUGUGGCCCGUCUCCGCCUUUUGAUCAGGGCUUCCACCGGCAUGGUCAUUUAGCGAUUCAUAGCUUGGUUCGACAGGCUAAUUUUGUGGAUGAUGGUUAUGAUUGA